Molecule: messenger RNA, 1146 nt
Organism: Atta colombica
Lineage: Eukaryota; Metazoa; Arthropoda; Insecta; Hymenoptera; Formicidae
Product: coiled-coil domain-containing protein 25
Exons: 5
Coding region: 145-774 (209 amino acids)
Source: RefSeq, a predicted model, not a curated record
UAUAUAAAAAGACUUUUUCUAACCAAGUAUAUUCGACAGCGCCAUCAUCAGCAUCAGACCACCAGUCGGCGCUACGAAAAUAUUUUUGACAGCUGAUUUUGUCGCACGUGUUUUACUCAAAAUUUUCGUUAAUAAUUGUUAAUAAUGGUUUAUUAUUUUACUAGCGAAGUUGUGCAACCACCCAUUACUUUAUUUAUGGGAAUAGACAAAUUUGAGAAUGAAGAUCUUAUUAAAUGGGGUUGGCCUGAGGAUGUGUGGUUUCAUGUUGACAAAUAUUCGUCUGCCCACGUGUAUCUUCGACUUCGACAUGGUCAGACAAUAGAUGAUAUUCCUAGUACUGUAUUAGAAGAUGCUGCACAAUUAGUAAAAGCAAAUAGUAUCGAAGGAAAUAAAAUGAAUGAUGUUGAUAUUGUGUACACAAUGUGGUCGAAUUUGAAAAAGACACAAGGUAUGGAAGUCGGACAGGUUGGCUUUCAUAAGGAUAAAGAUGUUCGUAAAAUUCAUGUUGCUAAGCGAGUAAAUACUAUCGUGAAUCGUCUUAACAAGACGAAACGUUCAGAACAAGUAAACUUAAGAAAUGAAAGAGAACAAAGAGAUAAGAAUGAACGAGAAGAUAAGAAGAAGCUUAUGAGAGAACAGAAAGAGAAAGAAAAGGCAGAAGAAAAGCGACGUCAGGAAGAAGCAGAGAUGAGGAGUUACAAUUCCCUAUUUAAUACAUCUAACAUGACUUCAAACACAGAAACCAGUGGAUAUGACUCAGAUGAUUUCAUGUGAUGAAGUUGAUACUUAUAUUUGCGGUCCGUGCCUCAUUCUCUAUCAUUUCCAGUAAAAGGAGAAAAUUUCAGAAUAAAAAGUGUAAAAUAUCUCUUUCAAGUACGAUUAUUUAUUUGAUUUAUAUUUUGCAAAUAUUAUAUUUGCAAAAUUGUAAAAAUAUGUAAUUGUAGAAUCAGUGUACACUAUGUUUAUAUAAUAGAAGAUUGUUUUGUCAUUCAAAAAUUUCUAAAACAUACUGUGUAACCAUAACAUGCUAUGCUGACAAAUAAUAUUAACAGUUCUUGCAACAGUAUUCACAUUAAUAGCUCGCAAGUACUUGGAUAUAUUGCUAUGAUUUCAAUACAAUGAAAAAAAUAAGUUAUAAAAAUAAAA